CAUCACACCUUCUACGCCUUCCAGCGCAUCACCUCUAGCUGAUCGCAACACCCUCAGGCUUCAUACCUAUCAAUUGACUUUCGACCCCUCUCGUCGCGUACUCAUCUAGGCCUUUGCGCGCCCAUCACGUCAUCCGCCUCAAGCGCUUCUCAAAUUACUAUACACAUUAUGACUGAGUCCGAAAUUCAGCAGGGAGACCAAGUCUCAUGGUCGUGGGGCUCAGGACAGCCUGGCGGCAAGGUUGCCGAGGUCAAGGAGCAAGGCGAGAUCGCCAUCGAGUCCCAUCGUGGUAACACAAUCAAGAAGAACGCCGAGCCCGAUAACCCAGCCGUCCACAUCGAGCGAUCCGGUAACGAUGUAGUCAAGCGCGCUUCCGAGCUGCAGAUCGAAAAGAAAGCCGAUGGCGGCUCCAACGGCGAGUCGAAAAAUGACUCUGAGUCUGACAAGAAGGAAGGCAAGAAGGACGACAAGCCUACCGAGUCUGAAAAUAAAGAUGAGGAAAUGAAUAAUGCUCCUGCUCCCGAGGAGAAGGAGAUUGAGGAAGAAAAGCCAGCUGAGAAGAACGGCGACUCCAAGGCCGAGCAGGACAAAGCCGAGUCCAAAGAUGAUGCUGCCAAGUCUAACGGCAAGUCUGAAGAAGCUGAGGCUGGCGACAAACGCAAGGCUGGAGAGACCAAUGGCGCCGACGCUGCUGAGAAGGAGGCACCCGCUUCGAAGAAGACCAAGACCGAUGACGAUGAAGACGAAAUCGAUGACAAAGCUAAUGCCGACGAUAAGGCUACGGGCGCCGACAAGACCGAGAGCAAGUCCAAGGCUAAGGCCGGCCGCCCCAAGGCUGCUGAGAAGGAGAAGAAGGAGAAGAAAGAACCUGUGAAGAAGAAGCAGUCGAAGCCUGCGGCUACCGAUGAUGGUCAGCCUAGGCGCAGCGCCCGUAACAAGUAAUCAAUCGCUUCCGGCGACAUGGCAGUUCGUUACAACACAGAGACUCUGGCAUGACCCAGAGUGAUGGGUUGAGCAUUUUCGUGUUUGAUUUUUGUGUUAGGCGUAUGGAGAUGACCGACGGGAAAAGAAUUGGUAAAAGUCUUGGCGACAUUUGUGGGAUGGGACGUUUCUUGUAUUCGCUAAUUCGCUGGCGCUGUUCUUUAUCUGCGAUCUAGUAUGUCGACAACACCAUGUGUUGCUUGUCGAAGCUCAUGCUUGUGACAUAAGCGAGAGCGAGGCGGAGUAAGGUUUCAGGAACGCAUGUAGUUAGCUGAAGAAAUGUAACGUUAAUUGUGCUU
Molecule: messenger RNA, 1280 nt
Organism: Didymella exigua CBS 183.55
Lineage: Eukaryota; Fungi; Ascomycota; Dothideomycetes; Pleosporales; Didymellaceae
Exons: 2
Coding region: 169-942 (257 amino acids)
Source: RefSeq, a predicted model, not a curated record